AUGACCGGCACAAAGAAAGGUGCACGGCGCCGCAAACGAGCAGCCGCAGCUCGCUCAAGGCGCUCCAACACCCACACCCGGCGCGAGCAUUACGACGACGAUGACGACGACACCCUCUACAACGACACAACCACAACCGAGCAACACAGGCGAGGAAAUGCUUGGACGAAGGGAAUAGGGGUGGUUGGGGAGGAGGGCGCUGCGGGGCGACACGCAUUACGGUUGAACCCGGCACAGAAGGCCCGAGAAAUCACCGCGGCAUUACGGACGGGCGAUCUAACAACUCUCCGCCAACUAGCCCUUUCCCAAGGCGGAUUCUUGAACGACCAAUUACGGCGGAAGGCAUGGCCGGCGCUACUCACUGCCGUCGACGGGACGAAUAGCGACACACCAUCACGAUCCCCACCGCGCGACGCCCCCCAAGUCGCCCUAGACGUCAUCCGCUCCCUCACCCAUCUCAUCCCCCCUCACUUCUCAACCACCCACCAAAUCCAGAUGCGCGCGCACCUCUCCCAUACCAUCCUCUCCGUCCUUGCGCAGUACCCCUACCUGCACUAUUACCAAGGCUACCACGACGUUGCGUCCACGAUCCUGCUCACCCUCGGGCCAACACCCAAAACGAUCCGCUGCCUCGAAACAAUCUCACUCUUUCACUUGCGCGAUUUCAUGGCGCCCACAUUACAGCCCGCCCUGCAGCAUCUCUCCCUCCUCCUCCCGCUCCUGCACUCCUCACAUACCAUUGCACCGCGCCUCCUCAACUUCUUCCUCGCCUCCAACCUGCUCAUGCCGCUCUAUCUCGUCGCGGCAACCGUCAUCUCCCGCCGCGCGGACCUGUUUGCUCUUCCUGAUCCCGAUUACGCGAUCGUGCAUCAUUUCUUGUCUAGUUGCGCGCGCUUCAGCAACCUAGACCAUGUCGAAGAGCUGAUUCACGCGGCAGGAGAGAUGUGCGCGCGCUUCCCGCCCCCGACGCUGCAGGGGGAUGUCGCUGCGGUACGGUUACCCCCGACGUCGUGUGUGGAGCGCUGGGAUGUCGAUGUAGUUCCCUUUUGGGAGCCCACAACAACAACAACAAAACGCAAACCCCGCCACCUAACCCCCGGCGAAUGCAUGGCCCAGCUAACCGCCUAUACCACCGCUCACCAGCAUAAUCUUUCCACCCAAGCGAGCAGUAAACACACGUUGGGGAAGGUCUUGCGACAUGUGACACUUGAUGGCGCGCGGCAGAUGGCGAUUGUGGCGGCGAUGGCGGGCGCGACGGCUGUGUGCUGGUGGGUGGUAGAGAAUGGAGGGGUGGGUUAUGCCGUCGGGUGA
This is a messenger RNA of Fimicolochytrium jonesii, 1311 nucleotides long. RefSeq lists its product as uncharacterized. Gene Ontology annotation, molecular function: GTPase activator activity. The record is from RefSeq and is a predicted model, not a curated record. The transcript is spliced from 2 exons. Gene Ontology annotation, cellular component: endoplasmic reticulum membrane. Lineage: Eukaryota; Fungi; Chytridiomycota; Chytridiomycetes; Spizellomycetales; Powellomycetaceae. Bases 1 to 1311 code for a protein of 436 amino acids. Gene Ontology annotation, biological process: positive regulation of GTPase activity; endoplasmic reticulum to Golgi vesicle-mediated transport.